AUGGAUUCUGAUGUUGCUGUUACUCUCUUGUGGAAUUCUGAUGUCAACAUCGUACUUGUUAUAUAUGGCCCUCCUGGCACAGGCAAGUCCAGCUUGAUUGCAGCCAUCGCUAAUCACCUUAACUAUGACAUCUACGAGUUGGAGCUAGCAGAUGUUGGUUCCAAUUCCGAUUUGAAGUGGAGGUUGUUUGCCAUGCCUGACCAAUCUAUACUUGUAAUCGAAGACAUCGAUUGCACAAUCAUGCUGCAAAAUCGGGAAACGGAGAAUGAAGAACGGAGGACCAGGAAAAAUCAGGUGACACUCUCUGGGCUCCUCAACCUCAUUGAUGGUCUUUGGUCAUGUUGUACUGACGAACGCAUAAUAAUUUUCACAACAAAUCUUAAAGAGAAGCUAGAUCCUGCGCUGGUGAGACCUGGGCGCAUGGACAUGCACAUCCACAUGUCAUAUUGCACCAUUUCUGCAUUCAAGCAGCUGGUAUUCAAUUACCAUGGCCUCUGCCAUCAACAACUCUUCGAGCAGAUCGAAGGACUUAUAAAGGAGGUUAAAGUCACCCCAGCAGAAGUUGCAAGAGAGUUUAUGAAGAGCAGAGAUGCUCAAACUUCACUCCAAGGCCUUAUCAAUUUCCUCCUGGAGAAGAAAACUCAACAAGAUUAUGAGCCUAAAACUAACACCGUAUAUACAAAAGAAGAGCACCCACAAGAAGGAGGAGGAGGAGGAGAGCAAGAGUUAAUGUAA
Molecule: messenger RNA, 735 nt
Organism: Prunus dulcis (almond)
Lineage: Eukaryota; Viridiplantae; Streptophyta; Magnoliopsida; Rosales; Rosaceae
Product: AAA-ATPase At3g50940-like
Exons: 4
Coding region: 1-735 (244 amino acids)
Molecular function (GO): ATP binding; ATP hydrolysis activity
Source: RefSeq, a predicted model, not a curated record